CGCGCGGGAAAGAGGCGUUGUUGAGUCCCGGGCGGGCGGGCGGGCGGGAGUGAGCGGCGGCGGUGCCGCUGCGGCAGGCUCGGCGGCGGGAAGGCGAUGGCGGAUAUCGAUAAGCUCAACAUCGACAGCAUCAUCCAGCGGCUGCUGGAAGUGAGAGGGGCCAAGCCUGGUAAGAAUGUCCAGCUGCAGGAGAGUGAAAUCAGAGGACUGUGCUUGAAGUCCCGAGAGAUCUUCCUCAGCCAGCCCAUCCUGCUAGAGCUUGAAGCGCCACUCAAGAUAUGUGGUGAUAUCCAUGGGCAAUACUACGAUCUGCUUCGACUCUUUGAGUACGGUGGUUUCCCUCCAGAGAGCAACUACCUGUUUCUUGGGGACUACGUGGACCGGGGGAAGCAGUCUCUGGAGACCAUCUGCCUCUUACUGGCUUACAAAAUCAAGUACCCCGAGAAUUUCUUCCUUCUCAGAGGAAACCAUGAAUGUGCCAGCAUCAAUAGGAUUUAUGGAUUUUAUGACGAAUGUAAAAGAAGAUACAACAUUAAACUCUGGAAAACUUUCACAGACUGCUUUAACUGUUUACCGAUAGCAGCCAUCGUGGACGAGAAAAUAUUUUGCUGUCAUGGAGGUUUAUCACCAGAUCUUCAAUCUAUGGAGCAGAUAAGGCGAAUCAUGCGACCAACUGAUGUACCAGAUCAAGGUCUUCUUUGUGAUCUUUUGUGGUCUGACCCCGAUAAAGAUGUCUUAGGCUGGGGUGAAAAUGACAGAGGAGUGUCCUUCACAUUUGGUGCAGAAGUGGUUGCAAAAUUUCUCCAUAAGCAUGAUUUGGAUCUUAUAUGUAGAGCCCAUCAGGUGGUUGAAGAUGGAUAUGAAUUUUUUGCAAAGAGGCAGUUGGUCACUCUGUUUUCUGCCCCCAAUUAUUGUGGAGAGUUUGACAAUGCUGGCGCCAUGAUGAGUGUGGAUGAGACGCUCAUGUGCUCAUUUCAGAUAUUAAAGCCUGCAGAGAAGAAGAAGCCAAAUGCCACAAGACCUGUAACACCUCCAAGGGGUAUGAUCACAAAGCAAGCCAAGAAAUAGAUGCCAUUGGAGACUGCCUGGUUGGGACUUGUAACAUAGAGUGUAUGACCUUCAUUUUUAAGACUGUAAUGUGUAUUGGUCAGCUUGCUCAAAUAGUGUUUGUGGAACGCGGCUCCUUCCCGCCUCCCCCCCCCCCUUUUCCAUUUUUGUCUUAAUGAAUUCCAUUUGCUGGUUGUAACAGCAAAUGAAAGAUUACGAUCCUAUGAAGUGUUUUGUUCUGGGUUUUUGUUUUUUGUUUUUUAAUUUUCUAUUUCUUUGGCAAACAAUUUUAAUCAUGGUGUUAAGCUGUAUGACCCUGGACAGUUUAUCCUUCCCAAGGGUAGUUGUACAGUUGAUCUUUUUAAUUCAGGAAAAGAAAAUAAUGUAAAUGCUCAUUUUCCUUAGGACAUAAAGAGAACCUUGGGGUGCUCCGUCUGUACACAUCAUUGUCAUAUAAUGCAUAUCUGUUGCUAGAAACCACUGUGAACUUUUUUAAUUUUGUUUCAAAGGGAUUGCUUUUUCUCUCAUUGUCUCAUUAUGUAAAAACUAGAUUUUAUAGCUAUCAACAUUAGGAGUAACUUCUCAACUUCGCCAGCAUCACUGGUAUGUAUAUUUAAUUAAAGCACACUCUCCCCUACUCUAUACUUAAAAAUGACAAAGCCAUUAUUUUCGAUGUCAGUGACUCUUUCUUUAAAGCCAAAGUUUCUGUUGGAAAUCAUUGAAAACAACCCGAAGUCGCAGGUGGCCUGUUACACACAGCCGUCACCUUGGGAAUUCAGAAACAGCAAUUAGUAACAUAGUGCUAGUUAAGUGACUAAGGCUCGCAGUUCAUAACAUUUUGUACAAUUACCAUCUAGUCUAUUCACUUAAGUAAUCUUUUUACAGUUCCAACAGGCCUGAAUCUGUUCAUUCAGAAAGCUUCAAAUUAGAGAUACAAUACUGUCCUAUGUGAGUGACCGAUUAUACUUUAUUUGGCCUACAGUCUUUAUUCUGUGGUGAAGUUGAGGCUAAUAUCUCAAAACAAAGGAAAUUAGUAUCUACCUGUUUAUACAGAACUCACAGUAUCUGACUUUUUUUUAACUAAGAUCUGUUAAAAAGAAAUCUGUUUCAACAGAUGAUCAUGUACAAUACCAUGUGAUGGAAAUGAAUAUCAGACUUAUUAAAUGAUGAACUUGGUAAA
Messenger RNA from Suncus etruscus (white-toothed pygmy shrew), 2227 nucleotides. RefSeq names its product protein phosphatase 1 catalytic subunit gamma (gene PPP1CC). The coding region runs from base 97 to 1068 and encodes 323 amino acids. Gene Ontology annotation, molecular function: protein serine/threonine phosphatase activity. Lineage: Eukaryota; Metazoa; Chordata; Mammalia; Eulipotyphla; Soricidae. Gene Ontology annotation, cellular component: cytoplasm; nucleus. The record is from RefSeq and is a predicted model, not a curated record. The transcript is spliced from 7 exons.